This is a messenger RNA of Iphiclides podalirius (scarce swallowtail), 219 nucleotides long. Lineage: Eukaryota; Metazoa; Arthropoda; Insecta; Lepidoptera; Papilionidae. The record is from the annotation of a GenBank genome assembly.
AUGCAAUUGGCGCGAGUGAGCCGAGAUGGGACAUCGUUCGGAGCGCUCGUGAUCCGAAUGUCAAAUGAACUAGAGAAGCACCCUAAGCCUAACCCUUGGGCGGUAAUCCCGGAGUGUCAGACGAUAAUAAGAGUGACAUUUGGAGCGCGCCGGGUAGCGGCGGUUAAUUCUGCAGAGCGGCAGCGGCCGAUUGUGACACGAACUAAACCCCACUGGCAC